AUGGUGAUCGGACACGUCCUUACGGCUGGAUCGCUGGCGUUUGACACGUUGGAGUACAACCGCGAUGGAUUCGCUGCAGCCGCGGGCAUGCGGCAGAACCAGAUGUACCAGGAGAAGAGCUACCAUAUCAACCUCAUUGCUGCUUUAAGACAAGAACUUCGAGACUUCAUGACCAUUUUUGUGGGUCGGAUGAGCAAUAUCAUGAUCAUGGAUACCUUGCUCUUUGGCAUUGCCGCUGGUUUCCUUUGUGAAGGGGAGAUCAAUGAGAGUGCGGCUGACUUCAUGGUCCAUGCCUACUAUACUUCGAUGGUUGUUUCAGUGCUUUACUUUGGGCUGUCGAUGGUCUUUGCAGUCUUGGGGGUCACUCUGGCCUACUCCGAGAGCAGACAGUUCCUGCUGAAUGUGGUGCCAGACCCUUUGGACAAGUAUGACUUCGACUACAUGAGCCAGCUGAAAGAGUUUGAGCGCGACUCCCAAGCCUAUCGAGUGCCAGUACUCUCGAGCUUGGUCAUGUCCAUGCAAACGAAGAAGAAAUCCAAAGAAGGCCGCGUGCCGAUGGAAGAGCUCCCGCGUGGCGCUUCGAAACAACGGGCCAGUGGCCGUGCCUCCACAGCACGAGCCGCCUUGGAGCAGAAGGCUGAGGAAACCAUCGGGAGGCCCCCGGAACCGCGAAGCUAUUUCGAGGUUCUCGGUGAGUACAACUCUCUGUGGGAACCCUGUUCCACAGCUUCUCAUGAGUGCAUGGCGCAUGGGAUCUUUGGCUUGUGUCAGGGCUUCGCCAUGUUCGUCUUGGGCCACAACUAUGAUCGCAGCCAUUGGGGCUCUGUGAAUCUCUUCAUCACCCUCAUUUUGUCUGGAGUUCUUGUAGCCAAUCGCAUGGUGAGCCCCAAGGUACAGAGUAAAAAGGAGCGGAUGCGACGGAUGCGACAGAGCGGGCCACGAUUCCUGCCCAUGGGCAUCCGAAAUGGUGGUGAUGUGCUCGUUCUUGAUGCCAAGUUGCAAGAAGCAUAUCACGCAGAUUAUGCGCUUUUGCACUUCCUUUUUGCGAUGGUGACCAUCAACGGCCACCAAGAAGAGCCUCAGAAGAGGCCCUAUGAGGUUGAGGACCUUGAGAGUGGGCGACCCUCCCCCGAGCCGAUGCUGCAGGAGCUCCUGCGGAAGAGUCGCCGUCACUCACGGCAGAACUCCCGGGAGGCGACGCGCGUCAUCGCGGCAGGACACGCCGUGGCGGGUGCUCCCUGGUUGAGCCUUUGCAUCUGGAUGAUCUACUACGCCGCCCAGCGGCAGUCGGUGAUGGUCGUCCCAGAGCAGCUCGACUUGGAGUGGCCCAGCCACGUCUUCCACGCUCAUGCGCUCAGUUGUGCAGGUGGCGAGAGCUUCAUCUCCAACAAGUUGGGCAUCUAUCGCAUCGAGGACAAUCGUGUGGAACCUUUGCAGUGCGUCAAUCUGGCAGGAGACCUUCGGGACAUGACCGCGGGAUGCGGCGAAUCCUGUUGGAACCUGGCCCUGACAUCGCAUGGUUUGGUGAACUGCAGUUCCAGUCAAGAGUAUCCUUGGGCGAAAUCGGAGAAGGUCAACGCCAUCUCUUGGAGCAACGAGGAGCUCUACUACUGGGAUGGGACAGAUCUCAUCCAAGAGCGAAGUCGUUUGGAGAUGCCCAUGACUUCGCUCCACAAGGAUCUGAAGACCUUCGAUGUGUGGCCGACGGCUCAGGGAAACCUGUUCUUUUUCUUCUCCAAGAAAAGCGUCAUUGGCGAGACGCUCCGUGGAGCCUGUGUUGAGGACCGGCACAGCGUGUUGCUGGCCAUGCAAGAUGAAUCGCCCCUUCCCCGUCUUUUGCGGGUCAAAGUGACCUGAUCGUCGCAGACGAAAAACUCGCUGCGAAUUCGCUGCCGCUGGCAAUGAAAACAGUUUUGUGACGUGGGCCGGGGGUUUGGAAGAUGAGA
Molecule: messenger RNA, 1946 nt
Organism: Durusdinium trenchii
Lineage: Eukaryota; Dinophyceae; Suessiales; Symbiodiniaceae
Source: the annotation of a GenBank genome assembly